AUGACAAGCAGAUUUGAGAAAUGUAUCAAGAAAAAGUUGGUGAAAGCAAAUAAAUGCUUGUUUGUAAUUCGAAAGCUGAGGAAUAAAGGAUACAGUCAAGACGAAUUAGGUCUUCUUUUUAGGUCACUGGUCCUGUCACAACUUACCUAUGGCUUAUCAGUCAUUGCUGCAUCACCGCCGGAGUUAACAACUAUAAUUCAAAACUUCUUAACUCGUUGUUAUAAAAGAAGAUACACCGCAUCAGAACAAAUAGAUACUAGUAAUAUACUGUUAGAGCAGACAGAUAGAAAGCUGUUUGAAAAGCUGU
Paramuricea clavata is the source of this 307-nucleotide messenger RNA. Lineage: Eukaryota; Metazoa; Cnidaria; Anthozoa; Malacalcyonacea; Plexauridae. The record is from the annotation of a GenBank genome assembly.